Molecule: messenger RNA, 1508 nt
Organism: Sinocyclocheilus grahami
Lineage: Eukaryota; Metazoa; Chordata; Actinopteri; Cypriniformes; Cyprinidae
Product: amyloid beta A4 protein-like
Exons: 10
Coding region: 201-1508 (435 amino acids)
Biological process (GO): axonogenesis; central nervous system development
Cellular component (GO): plasma membrane; Golgi apparatus
Molecular function (GO): transition metal ion binding; alpha-2C adrenergic receptor binding; alpha-2B adrenergic receptor binding
Source: RefSeq, a predicted model, not a curated record
CUGAGCGGAGCCGCAGCCGCUUGUCAGUUCAACUCUGAGAUCUGCGGACACAGGAGAUAUCUCCGAUCAGACCAGCUCGUAUCCCGCAGCAGAGCAGUUCAUACCCGUUGUUUUUUUUUCUUUUGGAGAUAAUACAGUAGUUAAAAAUAGACAAUCAAAGAAAUCAGCAAAGUUAAAUACUAAGAAGAGAAGGAAGAAGAAUGGGGCAGAAAACGCCAUUAAUAUUGAUGACUUUAUUGUCUUAUUGCGUCUGGAGAGAUGAGGCUCUGGCCAUGACGGAGGUGAAUGGACCGGUUAGUCCUCAUGUGGCAGACCCUCAGAUUGCCAUGUUUUGUGGCCGUCAACUUCUACACCUGAACACUGAGAGUGGACAGUGGGAACCAGAUCCUCAGGGGCGACAGGGAUGCUUCACCCAGCCCAGCAAGAUCCUGUCAUACUGCCAGGAGAUGUAUCCAGGACUGCAGAUCUCCCAUGUGGAAGAGGCCUCAUCUCCAGCGACCAUCCCGGGCUGGUGUAAGAAGGGCUGGGGUCACUGUCAGACCCGCUCCUUCAUCGUCGUGCCCUAUCGCUGUCUGGUGGGUGAGUAUGUCAGUGAGGCACUCUUGGUCCCGGAUCGUUGCCGUUUCUUACACCAGGAGCAGAUGGAUUCUUGUGAGAGCUACGUGUACUGGCACAACAUCGCCAAAGAGGCCUGCACAGCUGACAGUCUGGAGCUGCAUAGUUAUGGGAUGUUGUUGCCGUGUGGUGACCGUUUCCGUGGGGUGGAGUACGUCUGCUGCCCCGGCAGGGCAGGAUCGAGUGGACGGGGAGCGACAGAGACUACAGACACUGUACAAGGAGAAACAACACCUUUCGUGUCAAUGGCUGGAGAAAAAGUGGUCACCAGUGUGAAAAGGACGCCACCCACUCCCAGUCCCUCUCUUGAGACAGACAUCGAGGAAGACGAUAUGGAGGAGGAAGAGGAAGAGGUAGUAGAGGAAGAAGCAGAGGAAGAAGAAGAAGAGGACGAGGAGGAAGGCAAUGAUAAAGAGGCAGCUGAGGUAGAGGAAGCUGAAGAGGAGGAAGCUGCAAUGAAGGUGAAGGACCAAGAAGAGUAUGAGUAUCCCAUUGACUCUCAUUUCCAAGGCCAAGACUACAUGGACAACUUCUACGACGACAAGAACCUCCAGGCUGCCAAAGCCUCCACCCAACCUCAAACAAGGAUGGACAACCUAGUGCCCACUCCUCGUCCUACAGAUGGUGUGGAUGUUUACUUCGAGAUGCCGGGCGACGACAGUGAACAUGCCAACUUCCUACGUGCCAAGUUGGACCUGGAGGAACGGCGAAUGAAACGCAUCAAUGAGAUCAUGAAGGAGUGGGCAGAGGCAGACAACCAGUCAAAGAACCUGCCUAAGUCAGACCGCCAGGCACUGAAUGAGCAUUUCAAGUCUGUUUCUGGUCAAGUUCUCAUGUUUAUCUUAUGUGUUUGUUCUGUUUGUUUUGUAUUUGGUUUACGCUCUAUUCAAUAA